AACCCUGGAUCAUCCUAACUUUCUCCUCAGCUCUACACCAAGAGCGCUUAUAAACAUAAAAAACAUCUCAAACACAACCCAAAAUAGGGCCAAAAUUCUAGAAUAUUAUUUUUGUUUUGAAAGGAAUUUAAGUUUGUGUGGUGUGUCAUCCAUGGCGGACAUGGUGAAGUUCACCAUGGAGUGGCUUCAGGAUCCUCUGAGCCUGGCGAUCGUCGUCACGGUGGCCGUCCUAAUCAUGCGGAUGCAGCGGCGGCGCGCGGCGCCGUUCCCGCCGGGGCCGAAGCCGCUGCCGAUCGUCGGCAACAUGGCGAUGAUGGACCAGCUGACGCACCGCGGCCUGGCAGCGCUGGCGAAGGAGUACGGCGGCCUGAUGCACCUCCGGCUCGGCCGGCUCCACGCGUUCGCCGUGUCGACGCCGGAGUACGCGCGCGAGGUGCUCCAGGCGCAGGACGGCGCGUUCUCGAACAGGCCGGCGACCACGGCGAUCGCCUACCUCACCUACGACCGCGCGGACAUGGCGUUCGCGCACUACGGGCCCUUCUGGCGCCAGAUGAGGAAGCUGUGCGUGGUGAAGCUCUUCAGCCGGCGCCGCGCCGAGACGUGGCUCGCCGUGCGCGACGAGUCCGCGGCGCUCGUGCGCGCCGUGGCGGCGUCGCGCGGCGAGGCCGCCGUCAACCUCGGCGAGCUCAUCUUCAACCUCACCAAGAACGUCAUCUUCCGCGCCGCGUUCGGCACGCGCGACGGCGAGGGGCACGACGAGUUCAUCGCCAUCCUCCAGGAGUUCUCCAAGCUGUUCGGCGCGUUCAACAUCGGCGACUUCAUCCCCUGGCUCAGCUGGGCGGACACCAACGGCAUCAACGCCCGCCUCGUCGCGGCGCGCACCGCGCUCGACAGGUUCAUCGACAAGAUCAUCGACGAGCACAUGGAGCGCGGCAAGAACCCCGACGACGCCGACGCCGACAUGGUCGACGACAUGCUCGCGUUCCUCGCCGAGGCCAAGCCGCACGCCGGCAAGGCCGCCGCCGCCGCCGCCGGCGCCGGCGACGGGGCCGACGACCUGCAGAACACGCUCCGCCUCACCCGCGACAACAUCAAGGCCAUCAUCAUGGACGUGAUGUUCGGGGGGACGGAGACGGUGGCGUCGGCGAUCGAGUGGGCGAUGGCGGAGAUGAUGCACAGCCCCGACGACCUCCGCCGCGUGCAGGAGGAGCUCGCCGCCGUGGUGGGCCUCGGCCGGGACGUCGCCGAGUCCGACCUCGACAAGCUCCCCUUCCUCCGCUGCGUCAUCAAGGAGACGCUCCGCCUCCACCCGCCCAUCCCCAUCCUCCUCCACGAGACCGCCGCCGACUGCCUCGUCGCCGGCUACUCCGUCCCCAGGGGCUCCCGCGUCAUGGUCAACGUGUGGGCCAUCGCCCGCGACCGCGCCGCCUGGGGCCCCGACGCCGACGCGUUCCGCCCCUCGCGGUUCGCCGCCGGCGCCGCCGCCGAGGGGCUCGACUUCAGGGGCGGCUGCUUCGAGUUCCUCCCCUUCGGCUCCGGCCGCCGCUCGUGCCCGGGCAUGGCGCUGGGGCUCUACGCGCUCGAGCUCGCCGUCGCGCGGCUCGCCCACGGCUUCAACUGGUCGCUCCCCGACGGGAUGAAGCCGUCCGAGCUCGACAUGUCCGACAUCUUCGGCCUCACCGCGCCGCGCGCCACCCGCCUCUCCGCCGUCGCCACGCCCCGGCUCACCUGCCCCUUGUACUGACGGCGGCCGGCGACCGCGGCGGCGUACGGCAAGAAUGGUUUGCAGGUGAUGGUGUUAAAAGUUCAGACGCGUGUGGCGCCAUUGGAGGAGCUUGGUGUGGCUAGCUUAGCUUCCUCUGGGCCUUUUUUUUUUUGCUGGUUUAAUUUUCUUUUUUUUUUCUCCUUUGUAAUUUAAUCCAUGUCUCCAGAACAAUAAGUGGAUUAGUAGGGUAUAAUUAAGGGUGACAGUGUGAUAUAUAGACUAUAAGAUCAAAGUUGUAAAUUUGGUGUCCGGUGUGCCUGUCCACAUAAGCACAGCCUCUGAAUUUUCUUGUAAAACUUUGUCAUGAAAAUUGAGAAAGAAAACACCUCGCUUUCCA
This is a messenger RNA of Oryza sativa Japonica Group (Japanese rice), 2102 nucleotides long. Its product is annotated as cytochrome P450 84A1. Lineage: Eukaryota; Viridiplantae; Streptophyta; Magnoliopsida; Poales; Poaceae. Gene Ontology annotation, molecular function: heme binding; oxidoreductase activity, acting on paired donors, with incorporation or reduction of molecular oxygen; monooxygenase activity. The record is from RefSeq and is a predicted model, not a curated record.